Molecule: messenger RNA, 1185 nt
Organism: Rasamsonia emersonii CBS 393.64
Lineage: Eukaryota; Fungi; Ascomycota; Eurotiomycetes; Eurotiales; Trichocomaceae
Exons: 1
Coding region: 1-1185 (394 amino acids)
Biological process (GO): positive regulation of transcription from RNA polymerase II promoter by glucose
Cellular component (GO): nucleus
Molecular function (GO): sequence-specific DNA binding
Source: RefSeq, a predicted model, not a curated record
AUGGCUCCCCAGACGGCCGCAUCUACCAUCGGCAUGGCCCUGGCUGGCAAGACGGCUUCUGUCGACAUCCCCAAGCCUCGCGACGCUGGAAAUGGCAGCAGGGGCGGCUUGGCUGCUCGCCCUGGCCAGGGACAUGGCCAGCUGCCAACUCCCCCCAACUCCAUCUCUCCGACUCUUUCUCCACACACCUUCAAGCACAAAAAUGCGGCCAACCUCCCCGACUCGCCUCCCGCUGCUCCCGUGCACGUCGACUCCGAUAUCGACUUGCAGGACGCCGUCGACCAUGCAAAGAGCCAGGACCAGCCGCCACAUGGCCCGACCACGAACACCAUAGACAGUGCUGGUGCCAUCACCCCCGCGCUGUUGGCCAAAUACCACCUCCCCGACAUUCUGCUUAACCACGGCCCCCUGGCGAUCCGCCACAUCAUGGGCUACCUCACCACUUCGGUCCCCGGGUUUGCGAGUAUCCCUCCCGCCAAAGCGCGCAGACUGGUCGUGGGUGCCCUGGAAGGCCGAGGAAAUGGCGGUGAGGGUGGAGGCAUCAAUGGGGAUGUGAUCUUCGAGAAGGUUGGUUGGGGUCGCUGGGACGCACGUCGACGCGGCCAGCCCGCCCGGGAUCGACAAGCCUUAAACAACUCGUCCCCACCAUCCAGCGUCCCAAACUCCUACCGGCAGGGUGUUCAGAUCCCUCAGAACUCGCAGUGGAGGAGCUCCAACAGUCGACCGGCCUAUGGAACCAGCAUGACCGGUGACUCUGCCGCCUUCUCCCACUCCGACCUCGACUACCCCGAGCACGAAGCGGACAAGAUGUCUCUCGACGGAGAAGACCGCGAUUACUGUUCCUCCUCCGAGGCACCUGACGAUGCCGCUGUUCCCGAUGACGAAUGGGAUGACGGGGACGUCACAGACGAAGAGGAUUGGGCAAAUAUAGGCGCUGAUGCCCUCCGAGCCAGAUCUUUGAAUGGCGGCGGCAUUGUAAAUACCAAUCAUCUUGCCAUAUAUUCGAAUCAGAAGCAGCAGUACCCUCAGCGGAGCGGGGGUGGUCCUGCUUCAUCCACCUUGGCGAAGUCAGUGCCGGGCGGUAUACCUGUUCAGCAGUCGGGCUUUUCUCUUCCGGACGGCGUUGGUGGCGAUCUCGAAGAGCGUGCGGCAGUUGAGGCGCUCUUGAAACUCGGAUCUAUGUAA